Messenger RNA from Antrostomus carolinensis (chuck-will's-widow), 4257 nucleotides. RefSeq names its product RAS protein activator like 2 (gene RASAL2). The transcript is spliced from 19 exons. Bases 1 to 4257 code for a protein of 1418 amino acids. The record is from RefSeq and is a predicted model, not a curated record. NCBI's taxonomy places the organism in Eukaryota, Metazoa, Chordata, Aves, Caprimulgiformes, Caprimulgidae. Gene Ontology annotation, biological process: regulation of GTPase activity.
AUGAGUGCUUUCAAAAAGCACAACAGCCUCUCUCCCAGGACCUUCAGAAGAUCAUUGUCAGAACAAGAUGCUGGUACUGCUGCCUUGAAGGACUACCAUUGGUACCACCAAAUGAAAAGCAAGAAGAUGAAUAAACAAAUGAGUUCUGACCCAGAGAAGCCACUCGGAGAGUACAGGUGGCAGACACAUCCUCGGCUUCCCUGGAGGAUAAGCAAAAGAGAGCACUUGUGCAGCCUGAAAGGGGAAUGCAGUGAUGCAGGUCUUGCCAAGAGUUCUGCAAGCGUGGGUGCUACCAGUGCUGAUGAUCUCCACGAAGACCCAACAGAGACACCUUUCCAGGCAAGGACUAGACCAUUUCGGGUUCCCUUCAACCGCUCUCUGUCUGAACCCGUGCCACACGUUGGGAACAGGAGUGCAAAGCCAUUUUUGCAAGCUGUGCAUUCAGUGGACUCUGAACACCAGGGCUAUUUCAUCCGUGGCAUUUUCUCCUCUCUCUCAAGUGGCUUUUCAAAGAUCAUAAGUCGAAAAGGGGAGCCUGGCAGCGAGUCAGUAAAUGAAGAGAAGACAGACAGUAAUCAGAUUGCUUUGGAUACAGAUGUGAAAGGUCCACCUACACACAGACUGUCCUGCGGCCAGUCCCCCUACACCGAAACAACAACAUGGGAGAGGAAAUACUGCAUCCUGACAGACAGCCAGCUGGUGCUGCUCAACAGGGAGAAAGAGGUGCCCAUCGAUGGGGUCCAGGAUCCACCGGUGGAUGCUACCAAAGGGCGAUGCCUGCGGCGGACGGUGAGCGUCCCCUCCGAGGGCCAGUUCCCCGAGUACCCACCAGAGGGGGCCGCCAAGCUAGAGGUCCCAGCAGAGAGAUCUCCUCGCAGACGGAGCAUCUCCGGGACCAGCACCUCUGAGAAAACCAACUCCAUGGAUGCUUCGAAUACUUCUCCUUUCAAAGUGCCAGGCUUCUUCAGCAAACGCCUGAAAGGGUCCAUCAAGAGGACAAAGAGUCAGUCAAAGCUGGACAGGAACACCAGUUUCCGUCUCCCGUCUCUCCGCAGUGCCGAUGACAGGUCACGUGGAUUGCCAAAGCUGAAAGAGUCCCGUUCCCAUGAGUCUUUACUGAGCCCAGGCAGCGCCGUGGAGGCUCUGGAUCUUGGGUCAGAAGAAAACGUCUUUGUCAAACCACUUCACAGCAGUAUCCUUGGACAAGACUUCUGCUUUGAGGUAACCUACUCCAGCGGCAGUAAAUGCUUCAGUUGUUCCUCUGCAGCAGAGAGGGACAAGUGGAUGGAAAACCUACGCAGAACAGUGCAGCCCAAUAAGGACAACUGCCAUCGCGCUGAAAAUGUACUCCGUCUCUGGAUCAUUGAGGCAAAGGACCUGGCCCCCAAGAAGAAAUACUUCUGUGAGCUGUGCCUUGAUGACACUCUCUUUGCCCGCACCACCAGCAAAACAAAAGCGGACAACAUUUUCUGGGGAGAGCACUUUGAGUUCUACGGUCUCCCACCUCUUCACAGCAUCACCGUUCACAUCUACAAGGAUGUGGAGAAGAAGAAGAAAAAGGACAAGAACAAUUACGUAGGCCUGGUCAACAUUCCCAUGGCCAGCGUAACUGGUCGCCAGUUUGUGGAAAAAUGGUACCCAGUCAGCACCCCUACACCCAACAAAGGGAAAACGGGGGGACCUUCCAUCCGGAUCAAGUCCCGUUAUCAGACCAUCACCAUCUUGCCCAUGGAGCAAUAUAAAGAAUUCGCAGAGUUUGUUACCAGCAACUACACUAUGCUGUGCUCUGUGCUGGAACCUGUGAUCAGCGUGAGGAAUAAGGAGGAGAUGGCUUGUGCUUUGGUGCAUAUUCUUCAGAGCACGGGGAGAGCUAAGGACUUCCUGACUGAUUUGGUGAUGUCUGAGGUAGAUCGUUGUGGGGAACAUGAUGUCUUGAUCUUCAGGGAGAACACACUUGCUACCAAAGCUAUUGAGGAAUACCUAAAGUUGGUAGGGCAGAAGUAUCUUCACGAUGCACUAGGGGAGUUUAUCAAGGCUUUGUAUGAGUCAGAUGAAAACUGUGAAGUGGAUCCCAGCAAAUGUUCAUCCAGUGAAUUAACAGAUCAUCAGAGCAACCUGAAAAUGUGUUGUGAGCUGGCCUUCUGCAAGAUUAUCAAUUCUUACUGCGUGUUCCCUCGUGAGCUGAAGGAGGUGUUUGCAUCUUGGAAGCAGCAGUGCCUGAGCAGGGGCAAGCAGGACAUCAGUGAACGCCUGAUCAGUGCCUCCCUCUUCCUCCGCUUCCUGUGCCCCGCUAUCAUGUCCCCCAGCCUCUUUAGCCUGAUGCAGGAGUAUCCUGACGACCGGACAUCUCGCACACUCACACUUAUCGCUAAAGUCAUUCAGAAUCUCGCCAAUUUUGCUAAGUUUGGUAAUAAGGAGGAGUAUAUGGCCUUCAUGAAUGACUUUUUGGAACACGAGUGGGGAGGAAUGAAGCGUUUUCUUCUGGAGAUCUCUAAUCCAGAUACCAUCUCAAACAUGCCCGGAUUUGAGGGCUACAUCGACCUGGGCAGAGAGCUCUCGGUUUUGCAUUCCCUCUUAUGGGAGGUUGUGUCCCAACUUGAUAAGGGUGAAAAUUCCUUCCUACAGGCGACUGUGGCAAAACUGGGACCUCUUCCUCGUAUUCUUGCCGAUAUCACCAAAUCAAUGACCAACCCUACACCGAUACAGCAGCAGCUGAGGCGUUUCACUGAGCACAGCUCUACUCCAAACGUCAGUGGCAGUCUCUCCUCAGGGCUUCAGAAGAUAUUUGAGGACCCCACUGAUGGUGACUUGCAUAAGCUGAAGUCUCCAGCCCAGGAAAAUGUGGACGGAUAUUUUAGGGGCAAGACCUUACUGUUGGUUCAGCAGGCAUCCACCCAGAGCAUGACUUACUCAGAUAAGGAUGAAAGGGAAAGUGUCUUGCCCAAUGGACGUAGCAUUUCUCUGAUGGACCUCCAGGAUCCUCACACGGCUCACAGUGACCAUGCUUCUGUUAUGCACGAUGUGCCUUUGCGCUUGGCCGGCAGCCAGCUCUCUAUCACCCAAGUAGCAAACAUCAAACAGCUGUGGGAAACUCAGAGCACACCCCAGAGCGCUCCCCAGGUGAGAAGGCCUCUGCACCCAGCUUUGAACCAACAGGGCAGCCUCCAGCCUCUGUCUUUCCAGAACCCAGUUUACCAUCUCAACAACCCAACCCCUCCGAUGCCGAAAGCUUCCGUGGACUCCAGCCUGGAGAACCUGAGCACCGCCAGCUCCCGGAGCCGAAGCAACAGCGAAGACUUUAAACUUAGUGGACCCAGCAACAGCAGCAUGGAGGACUUCACCAAGCGUAGCACGCAGAGUGAGGACUUCUCCCGGCGCCACACGGUCCCAGACAAACACGUCCCCAUCGCCCUGCCCCGCCAGAACAGCAGCAGCCAAGCGCAGAUCCGCAAAAUGGACCAAGCCGGGCUGGGUGCCCGGGCCAAGGCGCCGCAGUCCCUGCCGCACAGCGCUUCCCUGCGCAGCACGGGCAGCGUCUCGGGCAUCUCGGGGGCCAUGGUCACCGAGCCCAUGCAGAACGGGAGCCGAUCCCGCCAGCAGUCCUCCUCCUCCAGAGAGAGCCCUGUCCCAAAGGUCAGGGCAAUUCAGCGGCAACAAACGCAGCAGGUUCAGUCGCCCGUGGACUCUGCCACAAUGUCACCAGUGGAAAGGACAGCUGCGUGGGUCCUCAAUAAUGGACAGUAUGAAGAAGUGGAGGAGGACGCAGAGCAGAAUCCAGAUGAAGUCAAGCAUGCUGAGAAGUACGAACAGGAGAUAGCGAAGCUGAAGGAGCGCCUGAAGGUGUCAAGUCGCCGGCUGGAGGAGUACGAGCGGCGGCUCCUGGUGCAAGAGCAGCAAAUGCAGAAGCUGCUGAUGGAGUACAAAUCUAGGCUGGAAGACAGUGAGGAGAGACUGCGCAGACAACAGGAGGAGAAGGACAGCCAGAUGAAAAGUAUCAUCAGCAGACUCAUGGCAGUUGAAGAGGAGUUGAAGAAAGAUCAUGCAGAGAUGCAAGCUGUCAUCGAUGCAAAGCAGAAAAUUAUUGAUGCACAGGAGAAGCGGAUCGUGUCCCUGGACUCUGCCAACACGCGGCUGAUGAGUGCCCUGACCCAGGUGAAGGAGCGCUACAGCAUGCAAGUCCGCAAUGGCAUCUCCCCCACCAAUCCCACCAAGCUUUCCAUCACGGAGAAUGGUGAAUUCAAAAACAGCAGCUGCUAA